Molecule: messenger RNA, 1089 nt
Organism: Eruca vesicaria subsp. sativa (arugula)
Lineage: Eukaryota; Viridiplantae; Streptophyta; Magnoliopsida; Brassicales; Brassicaceae
Source: the annotation of a GenBank genome assembly
AUGCUUUGGUUUACAGAAUUUUCCGCCUUCUUCUCCGCUGCUUUAGCGGUGAUCCUCCUCUCUCCAUCACUUCAGUCGUUUUCUCCGGCGGCUGCAAUCCGAUCAUCCCAUCUCGACGCUUACUUCAGACCAUCACCCUCCGACCACUCCCCCCGCAACUUCUCAUACAGAGAAUCUCCAAUACUCCUUAAUGCAGACCAAUGCAGAUUCGAAUUCUCCGACACUGAUUCCGGCGUCUGCAACCCUUCUUACGUCCACGUGGCAAUCACUCUCGACUUCCUCUACCUCCGCGGCUCCAUCGCAGCCGUGAACUCCAUCCUCCAACACUCAUCUUGCCCGGAGAGCAUCUUCUUCCACUUCCUCGUCUCCGAGACAAGCCUCGAAUCCGUGAUCCGAACAACGUUCCCGAAACUGAAUUUAAAAAUUUACUAUUUCGCCCCCGAGAGGGUUCAGUCUUUGAUCGCUCCCUCAGUGAGACAAGCGCUCGAGCAGCCGCUAAACUACGCGAGGAACUACCUCGCGGAGCUGCUCGAGCCUUGUGUCAACCGUGUCAUAUACUUGGACUCGGAUAUCGUCGUUAUCGACGAUAUCGUGAAGCUCUGGGAAACGGGUCUAGGUCCGAGCACGAUCGGGGCUCCGGAGUAUUGCCACGCGAAUUUCACGGAUUAUUUCAACGGUGCGUUUUGGUUCGAUGAGAGGUAUAACGAGACGUUUAAAGGGAGGAAGCCUUGUUACUUCAACACGGGAGUGAUGGUGAUUGAUUUGAAGAAAUGGAGGAGGUUUGGUUACACUAAAACGAUUGAGAAGUGGAUGGAGAUUCAGAAGGUGGAGAGGAUUUAUGAGUUGGGUUCUCUUCCUGCGUAUCUUCUUGUGUUCGCUGGUCACCUUGCUCCGAUUUCGCAUCGGUGGAAUCAGCAUGGACUUGGGGGAGAUAAGGUUAAAGGUAGUUGCCGUGAUAUGCAUGAUGGUCCUGUGAGUUUGCUACAUUGGUCGGGUAGUGGUAAGCCAUGGUCUAGGCUUGAUUCUAAGCUUCCUUGUCCUUUAGACUCAUUGUGGGAACCGUAUGACUUGUAUAUACACUCGCAUUGA